CACCUGUGCGGGCAGCUGCGGGAUCAGCUUAAUCCCAGUCGAGCAUGGCUGCAAAUAGGGUGUUUGAUAUAUGACCCGACAAGCCGCCCCUGCCUGCUGCGGUAAACCUCGAUUCUUCGUGUCUCUUGACGUCGGGUUUCGUUCAGGACCAGCUUUUCCCUCUUACAGACCGAGGACUCGAUCCGACGUCGUUACGCUCAUUACCACGCAUCGCUCUUUAAUUGCUCUCCACGUUUCUCUUCUCUGGUCAUUUCUUCACCAUGGCAAACUUCAGCAAGCCCGAGAACAUGACCACCAUGUUGUUUGCGUUUUUCGCUUUCCUCCAGUUCACAGUCGCGCUGCAGCACGGAACUCACCACCAGCACGCUCGCCACUCGCACGACGCCAUCAUCAAGAGGCAGAUUGACGAGAUUUCUGACAGCCUGGUUGCCCGUCAGUCGAGCGGCUUUACCGCUAUCACCGGUGUCUGCAGCACCAGCACCAACAGCGAUGGCUCCUGCAACAACAACGGCCGCAUCUCGUCUCCCCGUCUUGAGAUCCGCCAGCUGAAGCAGAAUGCCGACCAGUGGAACUUGUACCUGCUCGGCAUGGAGAGGUUCAUGGCCAAGGACAAGAAUGACAGGCUUUCCUACUACCAGGUUGUUGGUGUCCACGGCCGUCCGUUUGUGACCUGGAACAACUUCCCCACUCCCCUGCUCAACCAAGCCGGUUUCUGCCCCCACUCCAACACCCUCUUCGGUUCCUGGCACAGGCCGUACCUUGCCAUCUACGAGCAGGCCAUGUACCAGAGCGUUCAGGAAGUCAUCCAGACCUUCCCCCAGAGCCAGCGCGCCCGAUGGCAACAAGCUGCUGCCACUCUCCGCAUGCCCUACUGGGAUUGGGCUAUGGACGGCGGCAGCAACACCGUCCCCACCAUGAUCCGCGACCAGACCGUCACCGUCACCAAGCCCUCUGGCCAGGUCACCAUCGCCAACCCUCUCUACUCGUACAGCUGGGGCAGCUCGCUCCCGUCCGAGAUGGGUGGUGGCCCGUGGAACAACUUUGCCAACACUCUCCGCCGCCCGGUUGCCAACCCCACCCGCAGCAACAACAACGAGAUGAACGCCCGCUUCAACUCCCUGCGCACCUCCCUCCGUGACCGUGUCUUUGCGCUGUUCUCCAGCAAGCAGGCCUGGGGCGCCGCCUCCACCUCGCAGAUUGGCGUCCGCACUGAUGUCAGCGGCAGCGGUGUUGACAGCUUCGAGGCUGUCCACGACGUCGUCCACAACACUGCCGGCGGUGAGACUGGCGGCCACAUGUACUACCUCGACAUCUCCUCCUUCGACCCCAUCUUCUGGCUCCACCACACCAACAUCGACCGUCUGCUCGCCAUGUACCAGCUGAUCGUCCCCAACACGUACGUCGCCAACGGUAACAUCAACCGCGGCAUGGCCCAGUGGCAGCAGGGCGAGCCCAAGAACAGCUACACUCCUCUGAAGCCCUUCACCAAGAACAACCGCGGCGACUACUUCACCUCGCAGGACGUCAAGGAGACCCGCGUUCUUGGAUACCACUACCCCGAGACCAGCGACCGCACCUACUCCCAGGUUGCGCGUGCGGUCACCAGCCUGUACGGUGCCGGCCAGCGCUCCAUCACCAAGCGCGACAACGAGACCGAGACCGGCCAGUACCCCGGCCGUCCUCUCAAGGAGGGUGACUACCACCACAUCCUCUCCAUCACUGCUGACAAGUUCGCGAUGGAGGGCUCCUACACAGUCCACUGCUUCAUUGGCAAGCCCGGCAACUCCAACUCGACUGUCCCGUCCAACUCGACCGCCCCCUACCCGAUCUCCAACUCGACCAUCCCCUACUCCAACAACACCGAGGCUGACUACGACCCGUCGACCGACUACACCCAGGACCCCAACUACGUCGGCGCUUACGGUGUUCUCGGCGGCAUGAAGGCUGGCGGCGGCAACGCGACCUACCCCGUCAUGACCAAGGGCUCCCUCCCCCUGACCAGCUGUCUGCAGGGCAAGGAGGCCGCCGGCGAGAUCAAGUCGCUGCACCCCGAUGACGUCGAGCCUUACCUCGCUGAGAACCUCUACUACAAGGUUGUUGGCGUCAAAGGCGAGCUGAACGCGGACGACAUCCCCAACUUCCACAUCACCGCGCAGUGCACCAAGGCCGUCCCCGCCGCCUCUGACGACGAGCUCCCCGAUCUCAGCGCGCCUUACCAGACCCUCCCCAAGGCCACCGAGAACAAGCCCGCCGGCAAGCCCUUCACCUACACCCCCUCCCCCAUCGACAUCCCGCUUCCCGAGGGUGCUGAGUACGAGGAGGGUCCUGGCUACUCCGGCCCUGGUUCUUCCGGCCCCAGCCCCUCCAGCGCUGGAUCCUCGCCCGCCUACCCCUCCGCCCCGUACCCCACCUCCGGCUCCGGCUCCUCGUACCCGACACUGCCGUGGGAGGAGCAGGGUUACUGCGUCACCAAGCAGACGAUCGAGUACGUUGACCAGGACGGCAACUUCCUGUACGCCGAGAUGUAAGAUGUGAUCUGUAGAUGGAUGUCGUAGAGUAGUGCCUUGAUGCCCGGAUUGGGUGUUGAGAUGUAGUUUCAUGUGUGUAUAUUCUUUUGUUGCAUAAUACCUUCAAUGUACUGUUCGAGGAUUUCCUGCUUACAGUUGAAUGUGAGACUGCGUGAGUGUGAGCGUGCUGUAAGAAUAUAAAGCGUGUGGGUGAAGUCGAAUUAAGCUCGCCCUACCAUGGAC
This is a messenger RNA of Boeremia exigua, 2750 nucleotides long. RefSeq lists its product as uncharacterized. Gene Ontology annotation, molecular function: oxidoreductase activity. Bases 261 to 2528 code for a protein of 755 amino acids. The record is from RefSeq and is a predicted model, not a curated record. NCBI's taxonomy places the organism in Eukaryota, Fungi, Ascomycota, Dothideomycetes, Pleosporales, Didymellaceae. The transcript has a single exon.